AUGGUCGGCCGGCGAGAAGUCCCCCCACCUUGGACGUCAUCGGCGCAGCACCACCAGACGCGGAGGCAAGAGAGGGAGAAGAGAGAGAAACGCGCAUUUAGAUUUUUAGCAUCUGAGCAUAUAAGAUCAUCUGGAUUUAUGGCCUUCAGCAAUGCAACUGUUCCUGCCUCAACACAGGCAACUUUCCCUCACAUUUUUGCUGUCAGCAAGUACUUGCAGCCUGGAAGCUGUGACCUCGUGGGCACCAUUUACCAUGAGAUUGAUCAGCAUCCAUGCCAGAGCACCUUCUACAAUGAUACCAUCGAAGUUGUCGAGUCUGGUGGCUUCCUCAGCAUUGAGUCAGUUUUUCUGGUUACGCUUGGAAUUGCACUUCUUGGGCUCCUUGGCCUUUGGAUUCAUGGUCAAAUACAGAACCUUUCUAAGAAAACAAAGAGGGCUCCAAAGGUGGAAGUUGGAACUAGGGAUGCCUCAAUGGAUGAAUGGCUUCAGGGAACUGCAUACACUCAGUCAUUAUCCAGCAAAUCAAAGAAAAAGAAGUAGAUAUGUUGGUGGCCUACUUAGCUGCACCAAAGGCACUGCACAGACUUGUAACUCCCGCUUAGGCAAUUGGAGGUUCUAAGAGAGCUCAUAAGUUGAUCAAGUUACUGAAAUUUAGUCCAGGGAAUGUUUGGCUGUUGUAGCAUGUGAAUGAAAAUUUUCUUACAUUUUAAUUUUUUUUAAACUACAAUUUUGGAAGUUGAGCCUUGUUGAGGAUGACUAACUCCCAUUUGAGGUAGGAAGGAGGAUAUGAUUUUCUUGAACCCAGAUUAAUUUUUUAUUUCA
This is a messenger RNA of Hevea brasiliensis (rubber tree), 822 nucleotides long. RefSeq names its product translocon-associated protein subunit alpha-like. The record is from RefSeq and is a predicted model, not a curated record. The transcript has 6 exons. Lineage: Eukaryota; Viridiplantae; Streptophyta; Magnoliopsida; Malpighiales; Euphorbiaceae. Gene Ontology annotation, cellular component: endoplasmic reticulum. The coding region runs from base 1 to 540 and encodes 179 amino acids.